This is a messenger RNA of Saxophila tyrrhenica, 969 nucleotides long. RefSeq lists its product as uncharacterized. The transcript has 2 exons. The coding region runs from base 1 to 969 and encodes 322 amino acids. Gene Ontology annotation, molecular function: protein kinase activity; ATP binding. Gene Ontology annotation, biological process: protein phosphorylation. The record is from RefSeq and is a predicted model, not a curated record. NCBI's taxonomy places the organism in Eukaryota, Fungi, Ascomycota, Dothideomycetes, Mycosphaerellales, Extremaceae.
AUGCCCGUCCGUCCACAGUAUGCGGCGCAAUCCCGCGCCCACUUCCGCGAAACGCAUGAGGAGGUCUCCUUCCUCAGCGAAGGCUCAAACGGCGAGUGUUUCCUCGCGAUCAAGGCUUCCGACGUGGACGAAAUCCUCGAGGACUACGCCGUCGACGAAUCGAUGGACGUCCUAAUCAAGAGGCUGCGGGACAGCCUCGUGGUCGCCAAGUUCUACAAACCCCGCCGGGACAACCUUGACAAGCAGGACGUGCAAGAUGAGAUCAACUUCCUCCGGUCUUUGCCAGCCAAUAGGCCCGAGGUGACGAGUCUGGUCGACUACAGCUUGGGGGAAGAGGCUCAGUGGUUCACUAUGAAGUACGUCCCGGGCUCGACACUUUGCAACUUGGUCCGGGAUUGUCACAAAGACCUCUCGACCGGCUUGCAGUGGCACCUCGCGCUCGGCAUCUGUACACGGACGUUGAAAAGGUAUGGCGAUCUUCAUUCCGCGAACCUGCUCAUCCGGCCCGCGAGCUCUCUCUGGGGUCUGGAAAUCGUUCUUGCUGACUUCGGCCGAGCAGAGACACAACCCGACACGAGAAUACGCGAGGACGACUUUCGAACUCUGCGGAAUGACGACUACCAAUGGCUAGGCGUCUUGAUGGAAUCCAUCCUGAUUGCCAACAAGGUCGGGAAAGGCUACCGCUAUUGUUGGCACGAAGGCGUCAAUCCAGACUGCGAGAUCUGCCUCGACAAAGCUCGUCUCCCGACACUCUCCACCUCGGAGAAACUGCUGGUGAAGUGGGCGAAGAAGUUCCGGACGCUCGAGGUGAGCAAUGAUGACGAUCUGCUCGAGCUCUUGAAGGAGUUUGCCGAAGUGGCGAAGACGCAGGAGGCGCUCCAUGGGACUAGAUUGAACCCGCGUGUGGAGGAGUAUCUCGAGGGUCAGGGCCUCAGCGAAAACGAGAUUUUGGAGAUUGUUGGCAUGUAA